GGUUACGAAAGAAGGACGCGACUGAAAUAUUUGUGGUGUUCGGAACGCAACAGAGUUGAACAUUUUGAUACGUUAAAAAUACACACGUUGAAAAUUCAAAUUGAACUUGUAUUUAUUUUGCAUUUUGUUUAUUAUUUUGGGUUUUUCAUUGUGAAAUGGAUUAUACAAUGCGACGACAAAAAUUCGCGAUUCAUGACAAACAAAAAAGUAUUGAAUAAUUGAUGAGAUUAUUGAGUCAAUGAAUAAUUAAGUGGGAAAGUAUGCAAAAAUUGAAAAUUCUGUUUUGAUUUUCCGGCUCGUUUUGUUCGUAUUUUUUGUUUUGUUGCGAUUUGUUUGUGUCAUUCGUUGGAAAUAUUAUUGUUCCUUAGCGAUUUAUUAAAAAUGUAUUUUCAUCAAAGUAUUUAUUUGUGGCUGUCCAUUAUGUCGGUGGUUUGUGCAACCGCAAUCAGUGAUGGAAAUAAAUUUAAAGAGAAUGUAGUGCUACGUGACGAGGAUAAUGUUUUAUUGGAUAAAACAGUCGAAACGGAAAAUGAUGCACUCUCAUUGGAGGAUCAAGUGCAUCUGUUGAAAAAUCAGAUGAGUGCACUCAUGAAUCAGAGACGUGAGGAUUAUAAAAUGCUCGAAAAUAGUUUAAAGAAAACGAUGAAAAAGAACUCGAUGCAGCUAGCUGAUUUGGAUCUGAAGGCGGAGGUGAUUCAAUUAAGACAAGAAAUCAAAUCCAUCCGAAAGGCAUCAAGUAGCAACAAAGAACGCCUUACCGUCGAGUGGUUAUCUGAAUCAAUAACAGAAUUACGUACCGAAUUAUCGGAGCUCCAAGAAGCUUCCAGUAAUGCUUCCCGAAACUCUAAUCGACCUAGCAUCGUACAAGAGGAUUUGGUCGAAUUACGAAAUGAUUUCACUAAAUUGAAACUGGAAAUCGAGGCGAUAAAGCUUCGACAAGAAUCGACCGAACGGCUUGUUAAGGAAUUGCAAUCCGAAGCGGUGCAGCGAGACGAAGAUUUAAGAAAGUCAAGCAAAUUUACAUCCAAGGACGGUGAUUUAUCAGAAAUUCGCCCGGAGGCAGACCAUCGAAUGCGACAUAAGCGUUUCCUGCGACAGCAAUUGCACGAUAUUGAUGCAACGGAGAAAUACUUGAAACGACAGCUCAACGAAUUGCAACACCAUCACAUUGGAGAACGAUUAAGAAAUUUGGAAACGGAACAUCAUCGGCUGGCGAACGCCAAUUUUAAUUUAAGCAGACAAGUAACGAGUCUUGAAAAGUUGCAUGGAUCAAUGCUUGAACUGUUGGAGGACAUUGAAAGCAUACAAAAUAAGCUAGACAAAACCAUUCCCGACAUCAAACGGGAAAUAUCAAAAGUUGAAUUUAAUGCCGCCCAAUUAUCGUCCGAACAAAGUUUAUUACGUGAGGAGGGCCAUAAUGCUGUUAAGAGUAUACAGGCAAUGGCAGUUAGUAUUAGUACACUGCAAGAUGAACGGGAAGAGGCAAAACAAUUUUACAAAAUUGUUGAACAAUUGCAGCAAGACGUUCAAAAAAUGAAAUCAGCAUCGAGUGCACAUCAAGAUUAUUUCCACGGACGUAUUGAGAAGAUUGAAGCCGAUUCAAAACACAAUUCAACAUCCCAAUCACGAACGGUUGAAGAAUUACAAAUGGCAACAAACCUCAUAAAGCAAUUAGAGACUGUGGAACUUCAAUAUGAAUCGAUUGUAAAUAAAUUGCCAAAUGACUGUUCAGAAGUGCAAUCGAAUUCAGAUGGUCUAUAUUUAAUUGCACCAGCUGCUCAGCAGCGACCAAUUAUGACACAUUGCAGCGGUCAAUGGAUGACGAUUCAGCGACGAUUCGAUGGUAGUGUUGAUUUUAACCGGUCAUGGGAUGAGUACGCUCAAGGAUUCGGUAGACCGUCUGGGGAAUUUUACAUUGGUAAUGAUGUUCUGCAUCAUUUAACCGGCGACAAUUGCAGUUCGUUGAAAAUUCUAAUGGAAGACAUUUACGAUAACAUUUGGAUGGCCGAAUAUAACGUAUUUUCCGUAGCGUCACGCGAAAAUGGAUAUCGAUUGACCAUUGCCGGUUACAAGGGAAAUGCUUCGGAUGCAUUCGAUUAUCAAAAUAACAUGGAAUUUUCGGCUAUUGAUGUUGACCGAGACAUAUCAAAUACACAUUGUGCUGGCAAUUAUGAAGGUGGCUGGUGGUUUUCACAUUGCCAGCAUGCUAAUCUCAACGGACGUUACAAUUUGGGUCUGACUUGGUUCGAUUCAUCUCGGAAUGAAUGGAUUGCGGUCAAAAGUAGUCAUAUGAUGGUUACCAGACGACAUGAAUGUUCAACUGUGAUCCCAACACCGGAAAAUGAUGUCACCACAAAAACAACAACCGACAAAGUUUGAAGUUGUGUUAGCUUCACAAGCGGCACACAUUUGCUUCGUAUUGAAUGUGAAAUGGAAAUAUAAACAUUUUGUUGAUGAGCGUCGUAUUAUACCGUCACAACAUACACAGAUCUAUAUACAGAAUAAUGCAAUGUAUAGAUGCGAACGAAGAUGAUGAUGGUAUAUAUACAAAGUUUGUUUUUGUGAAAGAAGGUAUUAUAUGGUUUGAAGUUGGAGUAUCUUUACAAAGUUUUAUUCAUCCUUUGCUAGAGAGACAAUUUCGAAAAACAUAUAUUUACGUUAGGUUAUGAUUAUGAGUUCUUUGAAAAUGGGGGGUUAGUUUUAAUGAGUUUGCGAAAUUAUAAGUACAUCCAUUGUACCACUCCAUAUAUAUACAUCAUAUACGUAUAAUAUAACAAACUAACGUUGACGGUUUUCUUGUGCGGUAAGCCGCAGGAAAUCAUUUCAAUUUCUUCGUCUAAUCGUGAGGAUAAUUUGUAAUUUCUUUUAUAUUCGUUCAAACACAACACACACACAAGUAUAGCGUUCGAGUUCGUCGGUUCAUCAGAAAAUGAGAUGAGUCUAUUAAUUCGGCUCGGCUCGCAUUUGAUGAAAUUGUGUCAUUGUAAAAGUUGUUGCCAUUUCAUACUGAAAAUUACUGUUCAGUUCUGACUGUAACAAUAUACGAACUUAAUCCUCUCUGUUCAUCUGGGUGAUUAUUAAUGGUCUACUAAACAUUAUCUCGUAUUCAAACUUUUCUUAGUUCGGUUCGACUAGGUUUCUUCGUUUUCGUGUCGACUUUGAUUCGAAUUAUUUAUUUACUUGAGCAAAUGGGCAUGUUAUGUCUGUCCGGCACACAUGGAAUAGUUUUCUGUUUCACACCAUUGUCGGAUUUUGAAUUGUAAGAAUGCAGCCAUGCAGCUUACACACAACUUACUUCUCAACUUUAUGGAAUUGUUUGGUGAAAGUCACUUAAAUUGCCAAAGCUCGAUGUCAUUUGCUGUACAUGAAUUUUUUAUCAUCAGUGUUACUAUUAGGGACCGACCACUGAUUUCAGCAGUUCAGCGAUGCAAGAUGGAAAUAAAACGUAUUUAAAUUUAUUCAGAACUGUGUAGUUUAUGGCCAGGACCAUUGCGCCAUUACUACUGAUAUUCCCAAUUCAAUGAACUGUUUCGCAAAAUAUGCUUCAUUUAUAUAUAGCCUUGUAUGUAGUAGCGAAUAAGAAACCCCAUUAUUGAAUCUCUUGGAAAUGCUAAUCAUUCGAAAAUGAAAUUUAUGUAAAUUGGUUUCUUAUUCCUCUCUCAUCUAAAUAUGGAAACACAUGAUGUUGGUGAAAGUUUUUUCGACAUAAAUAGAAAGUAAGGCUUUCAGAACAUUUUAUGGUUCAAUUAAUGAAUUAUCCAGAGUUUCAUCCCCACCGCAAGCAACAGACACUGACCAUAAUUCACUAACGAGACCAUUAUUCCAUUGCUGACAAAAAAAAACCAGCAGCAGCUAUAAGUGGAACGCCCACAAAAACCAAGUUUGACUCUCUCUGUCAAUGUUAGUAUAUGUGCAUACGGAAAUCGUCUUAAAAGUAGCGGAAAUGUUGAAUAUAUUUGAGGAAACGGACAGGAAAUUAGUCGUGAAAAAUUCAUUAAUUUUUAAUUUUUCCAAAAUUUCGGUUCCGUAGUUCGUUUCGCUAGAAUGAAUAAAAGCCAUUUCCGAGGCCAUUUCUUGAUAAUUUUUUUUUUUUUUUUGCUUUAUCCAAUUAGUCGUGAUGGUCUUUAUAAUGGAGUGUUACAAUUUUUUCGAUAUUAUGCGGUUGGAAAGCCUACAGUAUAUGUAGCUGAUAACAACUGUAAAUAUAACUUGUGAAUUAUCUACCACAAUCUUCAAAUCAAGUAAUUAUUCGCUAAUGAAAUGUUUGUUUUAAGUUCAAAUUCGAAACGUUAUACGAGCCAAAUUUUACGGUCGUUGAUGAAGAAGUUUAAAUGGAAAAUAUCGAUUCGAAUAACAAUUUCCUAUAUUAUAUACCAUUUCUUGAAGUGUAUUUUAAGUAGAAAAUCAUCUUCAAUAAUUAAUUGAUUUAUGGCGCGCGCGUUGGUUCAUUAUUAUUCCAAAAUUAAUUGAUAUUUGAUUGACUUUAUUGAAUUUUUAAAUUAUUUCUCCCUCUUUUAUGCUCCUCCUCUACUAUACAUCUCUCUAACAUUUCGUAUCAUACUUUUUUUUGUUUUGUUGAUGCGUGACAUGACUAUAAGCCCCAACCAAAAUGUUAAGUUAAAAGUUACAGUUAAUUAUUCCAUAAUUGAAUUAAGAGUUUUAUUUAAGAAAGUAAUUGUAAGCUAAAAUAACAGUGCGGGGUGUGUACGUUGUUACCUAUUUUAUUUGAUAGAUGAAAAGAUGUUUGAUGCUAUCGAUCAAUGUGUAUAAUGUCCCACUGAAACAUUUAUUGUUCGCCCGAGUUAAAUUCCAUCUAUAUAAAUAC
Messenger RNA from Bradysia coprophila, 4825 nucleotides. It is a transcript of the gene sca, whose product is annotated as scabrous. NCBI's taxonomy places the organism in Eukaryota, Metazoa, Arthropoda, Insecta, Diptera, Sciaridae. The record is from RefSeq and is a predicted model, not a curated record.